This is a messenger RNA of Linepithema humile (Argentine ant), 1716 nucleotides long. RefSeq names its product Argininosuccinate lyase (gene Argl). Gene Ontology annotation, cellular component: cytosol. Gene Ontology annotation, molecular function: argininosuccinate lyase activity. NCBI's taxonomy places the organism in Eukaryota, Metazoa, Arthropoda, Insecta, Hymenoptera, Formicidae. The record is from RefSeq and is a predicted model, not a curated record.
UUAUUUUAAUGUAAUGCUGCUAUCUUUUCAAGAAUGCAUUAGUUACUAUUCAUCGUCGAACGAGAGCUUAUGUCUGGAUUGCAUAAUUUGUGGAGGCUAACGUUAUCUGGAAUGAUGUUUUUUUUCUUCAAUUUUACAAACAUAUGAACUUUCGAACGAAACUCUCGUACAGUUCAUCAGUGAAAUAUAGAUAAUAAUGACCGAGGCGGUACCACAAAAAACUUGCCAAAAACUCUGGGGAGGUCGGUUUGCCGAAGAUGUUGACCCCGACUUUCAUAAUCUAAAUAAAUCAAUCGAUAUCGAUAAGAGAAUGUAUGCCGAGGACAUACAGGGAAGCAUAGCUUAUGCCCGUGCUCUCUGCAGAGCGAAACUCCUCUCUUUGGAAGAAACGCAAAAAAUAGACACAGCCUUUAAACAGGUGUUAGCCGAAUGGGACAAUGGCGAGUUUAUCAUAAAUCACGAAGAUGAAGACAUACACAGCGCUAAUGAACGAAGACUUUCGGAAUUAAUUGGUGAUGUAGCAAAAAAACUACAUACUGGAAGGAGUCGCAAUGAUCAGACUGUGACAGAUACCAAACUAUGGCUGCGAAAAUCCAUCGACAAGCUUUCGUUUAGAUUGAAAACAUUCAUCGAGGUCCUUGUAACUCGAGCUGAGCAAGACAUAGAUAUACUUAUGCCUGGAUAUACUCAUAUGCAACGAGCACAACCUGUCAGGUGGAGUCACUGGUUACUUAGUUACGCCUGGUAUGCUAAAGAAGAUUUAGAAAGACUACUGGAGGUGCGUAAACGAGUGAACAUUUUACCGCUUGGCAGCGGUGCGAUAGCGGGGAAUCCUUUUCCAAUCGAUCGUAGUUUUCUGGCCAUCGAACUUGGUUUCGACAAAAUAACUGAAAAUAGCAUGCAUACUGUUGGAGAUAGAGAUUUUGUCGCUGAAUUUUUAUUUUGGUCCUCGUUAUCGUCGGUGCAUCUGAGCCGUUUUUGCGAGGAUCUGAUCAUCUAUAAUACUCAAGAGUUUAAUUUCAUCCAAUUCGCCGAUAAAUAUUCCACUGGUAGUAGUCUGAUGCCCCAGAAGCAUAAUCCGGAUUGCAUGGAAUUAAUACGUGGAAAAACUGGCACUAUAUUAGGCAAAUGCGUUGGCUUUAUGACAACGCUGAAAGGAAUUCCAUCAACGUACAAUAAAGAUCUUCAGGAAGACAAAGAGACAAUAUUUCAUACAUAUGACAUCUUGUAUCAGAUGUACCAUAUCGCUGAGAAAGCUUUGGCCACUCUGAAAAUAAACAGAAAUAGUUGUAAGAAUGCCUUGACAUCUGAUAUGCUGGCAACCGACAUGGCAUAUUAUCUUGUUAGAAAAGGUAUACCAUUUAGACAAAGUCAUCAUCUGGUUGGGGAAGCUGUCGCUCUGGCUGAAUCAAAAGGAGUACCAUUGUCAGAAUUAACUGUACCACAACUAAAAACAAUAAGGUAUAAUCAAGUUUUUUUGGAAAUAAAAGUUUUACUUAGAAAGAACAUUUUAAUUUUGAAAUAUGGCUAUUUUAGCGAAGUAUUUGAAGAAAGUAUAUCGAGCAUUUGGGAUUUCAACCUUAGCGUGGAUCAAUACACAACUGUUGGUGGUACUAGUUUUAAAGCAGUGCAACAACAGAUUAAUAGUUUACGAUUUUGGUUGCGUAAACUUUCGUUUAAAAAAUAAUUAUGUGACAUAAUUUUCUUACCUCUCUU